AUGGCUGAGAAGAGCCUUGCCGAACUGGCAGAGUUGCAGGCCAUGGCAAAGGCUUUCCUCGAAGCCGCGGCAAGGGCUUUCCGCGAAGCCGAGUCAAGGGCUUUCCUUAAAGCCGAGGCAAGAGCUUUCCUCGAAGCCGAUGCAAGGGUUCUGGAGCGUAAUCCACUGCCUGAUAUCUAUGCUGCACCGGUAACUGACGAUUUCCUUCACUGGACGGCAAGCAUAUCUGGACCAGCAGGAACUCCGUAUGAAGGUGGGCUUUUUCAUCUAACCGUGAUGUUUCCAAACGACUUUCCGUUGAACGAUCCCAAAAUAGUCUUCAAAACGAAAACCCUGCACCCGAUAGUGAAUACAGAUGGUCGUGCAUGUACCUACUGUAUACUGAAUGGGUUACCGUUCGACAAAGGAUUCUGGUUCGUUUAUGGAGUAAGGCGUAUCCUCAAAUCCAUCUUUAAAAUGUUGAGUGAUCCGUUUUCGUGCGCCGCGCACCCGGAUGAUGAAGAUGCAGCGAUGUUCACAACAAGUCCCGACUUGUAUGAAAGGAAAGCCAAAGAAUGGACACAGAGGUACGCCAUGAUAGAACGCUGGCAGCGAGCUGGAGGCUGA
Sycon ciliatum is the source of this 606-nucleotide messenger RNA. RefSeq lists its product as uncharacterized. The transcript has a single exon. The record is from RefSeq and is a predicted model, not a curated record. NCBI's taxonomy places the organism in Eukaryota, Metazoa, Porifera, Calcarea, Leucosolenida, Sycettidae. The coding region runs from base 1 to 606 and encodes 201 amino acids.